UUUUAGGUAAGUCUUCAAUCAUGUCUGUAAAUAUCAACCUUCUAAUGACAAUUUUGCCUUGUGUCAUGCACCUAUGUACAUGGCUAUCCUGCACAUAGAUUUGUGAGAUCAAAACAUACAAAAAGAAUGAAUUUUGGAGGGAUCUCUUAGAACCUACCUUAGAUUUGUUGAUCAUAGGUUAAGCCCAACCCCAAGACUUCUCUCAUAGUUAAGCUGGGACUAGCUUUAAGCUCUAAGUGCAGACUUAAUCUUUCAUACAAGAAAAUCAAUUUUAUAUAAAGAUUCAAGAGUUCAUCAUCUAAAAAUCCUGAAGAGAUUAUAUACUUCGGCAUUUUUCUUAUAUUUUCCUAUUUCCUUGUACAGAUGCCCAGGUGAUGGGAAAUCUCUGAUUAUUUAUUCUCCAAAGAUUUAAAAAUUAUCCGAUUGGAAGCUCUUCCAUUGAGCCACUUUGUGGAAAAAUCCUGGAGGUUAGCCUAUGGCAAACAUUUUCAUAAAUUUUUAGGUUAUCAUCCUAAAUUUUUAAAGCCAAGAAGGUACCUUAAAGUAGACAAAGAAUUUUACGAGGCGAUCAAGGAGUAAUUCUCGUGAUAUAAGACAUAGCUAACACCUUAGGAUGAUGCUUAAAUAUAUUAAGCACUCCGCCUGCCUUCCUUGUGAUAUUUCUCCUAUUUUUAAAACUCAAACAAUGAAUUGUCAAAUUGAAGAUCUCGAUUGUGAAGAAGGGUAAACUUUUGUGAUUUAUUUUCAUGGUUUCCUCUUGUUGAUAAGUCUGAUUUCAUUAAUAGUGGCCCUAUUACACCAAGUCUAAAAUAUUCCUGAUUUUAACACUAGGGUCUUAGCCCAGUCCUAAUCUGAAAUUUUGAGACUAUUUCUUCAGACCUACUUAUUGCUAAAAAGAUGAAAUUGAGAACUCAUUUCAGCGAUAGUAAAGAGGAUUCUGAUACAUAAAUCUCUGGAUUAGCAUCUCAUUACAGUCUUUGUACAAGAAGGCAAACAUUAGUAAUAGCCCUAUAUGCUAGGAUAAAGUAUUUUUGCUGUUUUUUUACAAUAACCUGAGCCCUAGAUGCUGCUCAACAAUUCAUCAGAAUUUAUGAAACUUUUUCAUUUACAUAGGUAAAGUUUAAUGCUAAAUUCAAGACUUUAUCACAGUUAUAAUCAACUUGAGCCUAUUUUUACCAAAAGAAAUACUGGGUAGAUUUUGUCUGCCAUUUUUCCAGAAGCCUAAGUUGGCAGGUUAUGGACAAUAGAGAAUUACCCUAAUCCUUAAUAUUAUCCAUAUGAGCCUCGCAUGUAGCCAAUCAAGUUAUCCUUCAGUCCUUUGGACUAUAAAUCAACAUUAUGGUGUUGAAUAGAAGGUAUUUCAUGAGACAAAACUUAGUUUAAUGAAAAUUUAGAACAUUUUCCCCCAUAUUUGAUAAAUUUAUUAAAUUAAUUAAGUUAAAGUUAAAAUUUUGAGAAAAUUUCCUAAAGUAGCUUGCUUAUUAAAAUCUCCAAUUUAGCAGAAAACUAGUGAUUAUAUGAGCUAUUAAAUCAUAGUGGCUUCUCGAACUUAUAACGUGUAUUCCUGGAUUCUAAAGUCUUUAGAAAAGUCAAAAAUUGUCAGAAUUUUAGAAGAAGAUUUUAGAUAAAGUACUUCAGUGUUGGGACUGGAUGGAAGAAUAUUUACAAAACAACACUAAAUCAUACCAGAACAUCCCUUCAGAACAGUCCUUUUCAACAAGACAAUUUAUCACGAAGCCUCGAAACAAAGGCAGGUGGUCGUACGAAGAACAUGAUCUCUUCAUCAAUUGCCUCAAAAAAUUUGGCAAAGACUGGGACGUAUUAGAGCAAAUGAUUCCAACAAGGUCGAGCAUCCAGAUCAGGUCUCACUGCCAUAAAUACCUUGACCAGAUCAAGAAGGACUUCCAGACCGAAGACCCCAUGGAAUGUGUGCUCAAAGGCAUGUGAGAUGCCUCUCCAUUAUACCAGUUCAAGUCUCCUGAAGUUGCUCCAUUAGUCAAAAUCAAAAUGGAUGAUGCCUCAACUCACUUGAAUAUGGCAAGCUAUGGGACUUGUUUCGAUAGAGGACAGGAAACCAGUACCAAAAACAGCUCGUUCGGGCGUUCGUCAUGCGAAGCUGAAUAUAUUUCUACAAACAUGGAGAAGCUGAAGAAAAGAGACUUUAAAUACGUCCAAAAGAACACAGAGAACACCAUUAAAAAGUCUUUUUCCUCAUCCAUAAGCAGAGAGAAGAGGUUUUCUAAGAACAAAAACUCAGAGAAGUUAGUUGGAGCUGAGGAAGCUUUCUAUAGAACAAUUCAACCUAUGAAUUCGCCAAAUUUUGACACUCUAGAGGUAAACCAAGAUUGCCCUGCAAAGAGUCAAAAUCAGGAAUCUAGAAAAGCUUCUGACUUGUCAUCAUAUGUCAAAAAUGGUGCUCAUGUGCUAAUGCUUGGCAAAAGAAAAUUGAUCAUUCAAGCAGACAGAAUAGAAUCUGUAAUACCUUACCAACAAAAGAAACUGCAAGGGGGAGGCAAUAUGUUUAUCCCUCAAGGAUUAUGAGAGAUUCAGAUUAUCCCUAUGAAUAAGAUUAAAGAGAAUAUUUGUCAAGAUAUGAACUCCAAGAAAGUAUCCCAAAAUUUCAAUAGAGCGAGCAUCCAAGGAUGCCCUUCACAAUCUGAUGCGACUCAAAUAGGGUGUAAUACGACUAAUUUGAAUCAGAGACGUACCGAGUCCCAUAAAAGUACCAAUAGCCCGAACUUACCUCAAGGAAUGGAAUUUCUGAAACAGAUUUUCUGUCUAUCUGUUCUUGAGCAAGACUAAGGUAGAAGUUCUUAAAAAUAUGUCGGAAUACCAAAGAGAAAUUAGGCAUAAUUUCUUUGUUUCUCAAAACCAAAUCAUUUUC
Molecule: messenger RNA, 2884 nt
Organism: Moneuplotes crassus
Lineage: Eukaryota; Ciliophora; Spirotrichea; Euplotida; Euplotidae
Source: the annotation of a GenBank genome assembly